AUGGCGGCUCCUAGUAUGAACGCAGUCUAUGCGACCGACGAAUAUGGUCGCCCAUUUAUUAUUGUCAGGGAACAACAGAAGAAAAGCCGUCUCAGCGGUUUUGAUGCCGUAAAGUCUCACAUAUUGGCUGCUAAAACAGUGGCUAAUAUUAUCAAAACUUCCUUGGGACCAAGAGGACUUGAUAAAAUUCUUAUAUCGCCUGAUGGAGACGUCACAGUGACCAACGACGGUGCAACAAUUCUUAGUAAUAUGGAAGUUGAACAUCAAAUAGCGAAACUGUUAGUGCAGCUAUCCAAGUCUCAAGACGACGAGAUCGGCGAUGGAACCACUGGUGUCGUUGUUCUUGCUGGCGCUCUCCUCGAACAUGCAGAAACUCUGAUAGCUAAAGGCAUACAUCCAAUACGUGUUUCUGAUGGAUUUGAGAGAGCAUGCAAAGUGGCCGUCGAUCACCUGGAUAAGAUUUCCGAUGUUGUUGAAUUUACAAAGGAUAAUACCGAGAAUCUAUUCAAGACGGCAAUGACGAGUUUAGGCACCGUGGAUGCAGUUCUCUCAGUAGCAGACCUUGAACGCAAAGACGUUGAUUUCGAACUAAUAAAAGUUGACGGAAAAGUUGGUGGUUCGCUCGUUGACACCGCGCUGGUACAGGGCGUUGUUGUCGACAAGGACUUUUCUCAUUCACAAAUGCCGCGUGAAGUUCGUGACGCAAAAAUUGCAAUUUUAACAUGUCCAUUCGAACCACCUAAACCAAAGACAAAACACAAGUUGGACAUCACGUCUGUCGACGAGUACAAAAAAUUGCAGAGUUAUGAGAGAGAGAAAUUUGAAGAAAUGAUCAAGAAGGUUAAAGAUACUGGUGCUAAUCUAGUUAUUUGUCAGUGGGGAUUCGAUGACGAGGCGAACCAUUUGCUAUUGCAAAACAAACUGCCGGCCGUACGGUGGGUCGGUGGACCAGAGAUUGAGCUCAUUGCCAUCGCUACAAAAGGUCGUAUAGUGCCUCGAUUCGAAGACCUUACACCAGAAAAGUUGGGCUUUGCUGGCAUCGUUCGUGAAAUUUCCUUUGGCACCACGAAAGAUCGUAUGCUUGUCAUUGAAGAGUGUUCAAACACACGCGCCGUCACAGUGUUUGUUCGCGGUAGUAACAAGAUGAUUAUCGAUGAAGCCAAACGGGCUAUCCACGAUGCAAUGUGCGUUGUCCGUAACUUGGUUCGUGACAAUCGCGUUGUGUAUGGAGGCGGAGCAGCAGAAAUUAGCUGCUCUCUUGCUGUCUCAAAGGCAGCUGACGAGAUUUCAUCGAUCGAACAAUAUGCGAUUCGCGCUUUUGCAAGUGCAUUGGACGCGAUACCGUUGGCACUUGCUGAGAACUCGGGCUUAUCGUCCAUAGAGACACUCUCAAAUAUCAAAUCAAGACAAGUCACUGAGAACAAUAGUCGGUUAGGAAUUGAUUGCAUGAUGACUGGUUCAAAUGAUAUGAAAGAACUGUUCGUAUAUGAUCCAUUAAUUUCUAAACGACAGCAGUUCUUAUUGGCUACUCAACUUGUAAAGAUGAUUCUAAAGAUUGAUGACGUCAUCAUCACAGGAGCGUCUGAUGAAUAA
This is a messenger RNA of Paraglomus brasilianum, 1593 nucleotides long. The record is from the annotation of a GenBank genome assembly. Lineage: Eukaryota; Fungi; Glomeromycota; Glomeromycetes; Paraglomerales; Paraglomeraceae.